AUGAAUUCUUCCAAAGAAAGCAAGCAGCAAGUCACGAUUCACACAAUUAAAGCGCAAGCAGCAACUCCAUCUCAAAUUAAAGCCCGUGCAUCCCCUUUAGCACACCAACGGCAUCGGUUCACACACAACAGCAGCUGCCGCCGGACCGCCGUUUCUGUCGCGUCGCGUCACCGCAUUCCGCCGCUUCAUAGCAUCGUCACUGUAAGGCGGUGGUUGAAGGCAACGUUAUCGGCGAGGGUUCUCUGGAAGGUGGGGCUUUCUAAACACCGACGAGAGUUUUCUCGAUGGCCGCCGGCAAAUAGAAUGGAAUUGGCUAAGAAUCGUCCUCAACGAACUUUUCCGUGGCGGUUAUUAUUUUUCGGCGAGACCCACUGUAGCUGGGUGGACCUCCGGCGGCGAUAG
Messenger RNA from Striga asiatica, 402 nucleotides. The record is from the annotation of a GenBank genome assembly. Lineage: Eukaryota; Viridiplantae; Streptophyta; Magnoliopsida; Lamiales; Orobanchaceae.